Messenger RNA from Chanos chanos (milkfish), 1147 nucleotides. RefSeq names its product acidic leucine-rich nuclear phosphoprotein 32 family member B-like. Lineage: Eukaryota; Metazoa; Chordata; Actinopteri; Gonorynchiformes; Chanidae. The transcript is spliced from 7 exons. Gene Ontology annotation, biological process: regulation of apoptotic process. The coding region runs from base 32 to 847 and encodes 271 amino acids. The record is from RefSeq and is a predicted model, not a curated record. Gene Ontology annotation, molecular function: histone binding. Gene Ontology annotation, cellular component: nucleus.
UGACGAUCGAUAGAAGACCUCGGAAGCCAGGAUGGACAUGAAAAAGAGGAUCCACUUAGAAUUACGAAAUAGGUCUCCCUCGGAAGUCCGCGAGUUAGUCUUGGAUAACUGUCGGUCAGAUGAGGGGAAGACCGAGGGUCUGACGCCAGAGUUUGUGAAUCUGGAAUUCCUCAGUUUAAUAAAUGUCGGUCUGACAUCCAUAGCUAAUCUUCCUAAACUGCCAAAAUUAAAGAAGUUGGAGUUAAGCGAUAACAGGAUCUCUGGGAAUCUGGAGGUCCUCGCCGAGAAAACGCCCAACCUCACACACCUCAGCCUCAGCGGCAACAAACUCAAAGACCUCAGCACCCUGGAACCUCUGAGAGACCUGGUUCGUCUGAAGAGCCUUGAUCUUUUCAACUGUGAAGUCACGACCCUGGAUGAUUACCGUGACAGCGUGUUUAAGCUCCUCCCUCAGAUCUCCUACUUGGACGAGGAGGAUCCUGAGGAUCAGGAGGGGUCGGACUCAGACGCCGAAGGGGCCGGAGAAGGAGGAGAGGGGGACAAUGAUGACGAAGACGAGGAUGAAGAUGAUGGUGAUUCUGAAAGUUUUCUUUCACUGAGUCAGAAGGGAGACGAGGAUGAGGUUGACGAUGAAGAGGAGGAUGAAGACGGGGAAGGAGAGGAAGACUUUGACGAAGAGGGUGAUGAUGAUGAGGAUGUAGAGGUGGAAGAUGAAGAUGUUAGCGGAGAGGAUGAGGAGGAAGAUUCUGGACAGGAUGGAGAGGUGGACGAUGAAGACGAGGAUGAUGACGAAGAAGAGGAAGAUGGGCAGAAGAGAAAACGAGAUCCUGAGGAUGAAGACGAUUGAUCAGAUAUAUCUAACCCAACCUUCCUCAUAACGUGUGUGUGUGUGUAUGUAUGUGUGUGUGUGGUUUUGUUUUUCUUAGGCUGUUUGUGAGUGUGUAUUACAAAGAGAUUUACGUCAUUCUGUAGACUAUUUUUCUGCAGUUAGGUAUCGUCCAAUCUGUUUUUUUCUAUAUAUUUUUUUGAAUAUUUUGUUGUAUUUUUGAUGUUGAUGGCCGACACAUUUUAAGGUAGUAAGACUUGGUCGUGUUUUAAACGUUUCUGAUUCAUAAAAAAAACAUAAAAUUUAUCUGCUGUUUUUACU